GAUCAAGUGCACAAAGUCAAUGAUUAAGUAAAAUAUGGAAAAUCUAAUUGUUACAUUGUUUCAGAUGAAUCACAACCAAAAGACUGGUUUAGCUGUCUUCCAGAAAUGUCACGUCACAAUUUCCAGAUUCUGAAGACUCCAAUUAAAGCGCUAGGCCUAAGUGUAACACGUUUGCACAGUAAUACACAGAAGGUAAAACGUUUUCAUUAGGUAAUAAAACACCUGUACAGGUGCAAAUAAUACUUGAGCAAGCUAUGCAAGAACAAGUCACAAAAUAAUUAUAUUGUGCGCUUUCCUUCCGUUAAAACACAUUUUGCAUAUUUGGAAGUUUGCAAAUGUUAGAAAUGCCACAGGGCUCUAUUUCCUUUUUAAACAGUUUAAGAUCUGAAAACAUUCAUUUCCACAGGAUGAACAUUUAAACUUGGUUAGCCAACAAACUCAAGUAACCAAGAAUAUGAAUAUCUCUCUGAUAGAAUUCCAGACGAUUUCUGUGGAGAACCUUCCAGAAGAACAACAAUCUCACAGUAUUCUACAAAGCAGGUCUUUUUCUUAGAGCAGCGAGACAAACAGCAAGCAUAAAGGCACAGCCCACAAUGCGUUUGCCAACAGGAACCUAUAAAGACUCAAAACAAUGAAUCAACAUGAUUCACUGGAUUGUUGAUACCAAAGCGGAACCAUUGCAAACUAAGGCCAAGUGUCACGUCUGGAGGAAAUCAGACAUUGAUCAUCGCCAGGCAAAUACCAUCCCAAUGGUGAAGCAUGGUGGUUGCAGCAUGAAACUGUGAGCUUCAUAAGGAAAGGGUCUCAUUUAUUAUGGCAACGUUUUUCAAACUAUCUGUAAACCCAUUUCUGAGAACUCCAAUUUCCCACAAAGUGAUUGAAAAAAGGCGACGGGACCGCAUCAACCGCUGCCUCAACGAACUUGGAAAAACUGUCCCAAUGGCUCUUGCUAAACAGAACUCGGGGAAACUUGAAAAGGCAGAAAUUCUGGAGAUGACUGUGCAGUAUCUACGAGCGCUCCACUCCGCAGACUUUCCCCGUGGCAGAGAAAAAGGUGAACUGCUCGCAGAGUUCGCAAACUACUUCCACUACGGCUAUCAUGAAUGUAUGAAGAACCUAGUUCACUACCUCACCACAGAGGAGAGGGUAGAAACCAAAGACAUCAAGUACGCACGGAUUAUAGCUUUCCUCCAGUCUAAAUCCCGGGCAGUCACUGAGCCCAUCUUCGGAUCCGUGGGAACUCUGCCGGACCCCGCAGAUUUUCUGGGCCAGUUGCACUCAUCCCCGGAACACCAGAGCCUCAGCCCCUGUGAAUCCAUGUUCCAGCAAAGCCCACCGGGACAUUUCCCCUGGCACACCUCGGGGCGCAGUCCCACUAUCACGUAUCCAACAGUGCCAUUAUCCUCUCCAACGCAACAGCACGGUGGCUACUUGUCGCCCGUGCAGGGACUUGAUCAUCACUAUUUCAACUUUAUUGGCCACUCACAUGCGAAUGCGUUCAGUUUGCACACUGCGCAACAUGCUUUGUAAAUAUUAUCAGCGUUUAUACAUUGUCGUUAUUUAUGUAGACUACCUUAUGUAAUGAAACACAACUGAAUGUGAAUAUUUGAAUGAAAUAAAUAUUUCUUUGCAACAGAU
Messenger RNA from Hypomesus transpacificus, 1638 nucleotides. RefSeq names its product helt bHLH transcription factor (gene helt). The transcript is spliced from 4 exons. The coding region runs from base 814 to 1530 and encodes 238 amino acids. Gene Ontology annotation, molecular function: DNA-binding transcription factor activity, RNA polymerase II-specific; protein dimerization activity; RNA polymerase II cis-regulatory region sequence-specific DNA binding. Gene Ontology annotation, biological process: regulation of transcription by RNA polymerase II; regulation of neurogenesis; anterior/posterior pattern specification. The record is from RefSeq and is a predicted model, not a curated record. NCBI's taxonomy places the organism in Eukaryota, Metazoa, Chordata, Actinopteri, Osmeriformes, Osmeridae. Gene Ontology annotation, cellular component: nucleus.